Messenger RNA from Hemibagrus wyckioides, 4944 nucleotides. It is a transcript of the gene fstl5, whose product is annotated as follistatin-like 5. The coding region runs from base 255 to 2834 and encodes 859 amino acids. NCBI's taxonomy places the organism in Eukaryota, Metazoa, Chordata, Actinopteri, Siluriformes, Bagridae. The record is from RefSeq and is a predicted model, not a curated record. Gene Ontology annotation, biological process: multicellular organism development; cell differentiation; regulation of BMP signaling pathway. The transcript has 16 exons. Gene Ontology annotation, molecular function: calcium ion binding; protein binding.
CGCUGCGUGUGCGGAGCUGUCCACUCCGCUGUGGUGCUGAAGACAGGAUAACAGUGUACACUUUGACCAAGGGAACAUAUCUCUGCGAACGGAAUACGUCCAUCUGGCUGCUAACUUCGCUAUACGGAUUUGUGCGUGACAAGGACUUCGUGUUGAAAGAGAGGAAACAGCGUUUAAACACACACACACACACACACACACAUCCCGCAUCAGCUUGCACACUCGAGAUUUUUUUUUCCUCGAGAUUCCUUCCGAUGACCUGCAUUUGGACACACAGGAAAGAGCCAAUGAGAGGCUCCGGAAGUUACUGGAUGGCUGUCCUGCUCUUCGGCAGCGUCCUCUCUGUAGAGGCUCGGCCCAGCUCGGAUACGCUCACUCCUCCAGACUAUCGACCGCUUGUUAGAUUCCGACACAAGCAGGAUGGAAUCCCGGGGAGUUUUCAGAUUAAGGGCUUGUAUGGUCCUAACAGCUUCGAAAAUGCCUGUAAGCAUAAGUACUGUGGUCUGGGGAAGCACUGUGUGGUUGACCAUGUGAGCGGUCAGGGAGAGUGCCAGUGUCUGGAUCGCUGCAAGCCGCACUACAAACCAGUCUGUGGAUCUAAUGGGAAAUUCUACCAGAACCACUGUGAGCUGCACCGAGCCUCGUGUCUGGCCCAUCAAAGAAUCACCAUUGUUCACAGCGAAGAAUGUUUCUACAAAGAUGAUAACUGUCGCCUGGUUGAUUACAAGAAACUGAACAGCAAGGUGUUGAACCUUCAUGCCCUUCGUUUCCUACCACCAGGAUCCCAGGCCAGCUAUGAGAAGGAUAUGGCAACCAGGAAACAUGUAGUGGACCUGAUGUUCAAGCGCUUCGAUGCUGAUGGGAGUGGACUAGUGGACAGCAGUGAGCUUUCACAGGUCAUCAAACAAGAAGGUUUCAGAAACACAGCAUCUGAGUGCACGCUGUUUGACCUGCUCAAAUACAACGACAUGGACGAUGACGAGCAUCUGAGGAAGGAUGAGUUCUACUCCGCGUUUGAUGUCUACGAGCUGAGCCUCGCUGAGGAGCAGAAGCUGGUCGUCACUACGGUCACCGUGGGUCAGAGCGUCGUACUGACGUGUGGCAUCACGGGCGAGAGGCGACCGCCAAUCAUCUGGAGGCGCAAUAACCACACGCUCAACACGCUACAGCUGGAGGAUAUCAGUGAUUUCGGUGAUGAUGGAAGUCUGUACAUCACCAAGGUGACCACCACUCACAUGGGGAACUACACCUGCCACGCUGACGGAUACGAGCAGCUUUUCCAGACACACACCUUGCAAGUGAAUGUUCCUCCUGUUAUCCGGGUGUAUCCAGAGAGUCAGGCACGUGAACCCGGAGUCACGGCCAGUCUGAGGUGUCACGCCGAGGGGAUCCCUGACCCACAGCUGUCCUGGUUGAAGAACGGCAUGGACAUCUCUACUAAACUGUCCAAACAGCUCACACUACAAGCUAAUGGGAGCGAAGUGCACAUCAGUAACGUCCACUUCGAGGACACCGGAGCGUACACCUGCAUCGCCCGGAACGAAGCCGGUGUGGAUGAGGACAUCUCGUCUCUGUUCGUAGAGGAUUCUGCACGCAAGUCAUUGGCAAACAUACUGUGGAGAGAGGAAGGUCUGGGGAUUGGGAACAUGUUUUAUGUUUUCUAUGAAGACGGCAUCAAAGUGAUCCAGCCAGUGGCCUGUGAGAUCCAGAGACACAUCAAACCCAGUGAGAAGCUCCUCAGCCUGCAGGAGGAAGUUUGCCCAAAAAUUGAGGGAGAAGAGAUCCAGAAGUGUGUUUGGGCUUCAGCGGUGAACGUGAAGGAUAAGUUUAUAUACGUCACUCAGCCAAUGCUGAACAGAGUUCUCAUCGUAGAUAUCCAAACCCAGAAGGCUGUUCAGACUGUGAGCACAGACCGAGUCCCAGUGAAGCUCCAUUACGAUAAAUCACAUGACCAAGUGUGGGUUCUAAGCUGGGGGGAUCUGGAGAAGAACUUCCCUACACUCCAGGUGAUCAAGCAGGCUAGUGGUGCUACGUCCCACCACACCAUCCACACCCCACCGGUGGGCCACCGAUUCGACCGCGUGGACGAUUUCUUCAUCCCUCCGUCAAGCCUUAUCAUUAACCAUAUCAGGUUCGGAAUGGUCCUCCAUAAGAAGGAGCCAGCACUGCAUAAGAUAGACCUGGAGACCACGGCUUAUGUGAAGAACAUCAGCUUGCAGGAGUAUGACUGCAUUCCACAGUCCCUGGCCUACACACACUUGGGAGGUUACUAUUUUAUCAACUGCCAUCCAGACUCGACCGGUGCUGUGCGCCCUCAGCUUAUCGUCGAUAGUGUAACAGACAACGUAAUUGGGCCUAAUGGUGAUGUUAGUGGUACACCUUAUGUCUCACCUGAUGGCCACUACAUAGUGAGCGUGGACGACCAAAACGGCAUGAUGCGCCUGCAGUCCAUUUCGGUUCGCGGUGAAAUCGGGCGACCCUUCGACAUCCACACCAACCUGCACCUCUCAGACCUGGCCUUUAUGCCCUCGUUCACCGAGAUCCACCAAUACAACGUGUUCGGAAGCUCGGGCCAGCAAACAGACGCCCUGUACGUAGAGCUCAGCACCGGCAACGUCAAAAUGAUCAAGAGUCUGAAGCUGCCCACACCAUGGAGUCAGUGGCGCUGGAACCGCAAGAAUCGCGUCAUGACCUCGAGCGGCCUCUUCGGACAGUACCUCAUGACCCCUUCCCAGAGUUCGCUGUUCAUUCUGGACGGAUGGCUGGACAAGCUCAACUGCGAAAUCACUGAUGUGCCCAAGGGGAACACUGUGGUGUGGGUGGGGGAAGCCUAGGCCAUCAAAAGAGGCUUUUGUGUCAAAACCAACAAAUACAAUUGCACUGAAUUUGGUCUGUGUUUAAUUUAUUGAGAGAGAAUCUCAAGUAAUGUGGAAAAAAAAUACCAAAUUGACUGUUCUAAAACACUGUAUCGGAUAAGGGAACUUUAUUCUAAAGUAGAGUGGCAAGUAUAUGCUUGUUUUUGUACGCACUGGGUAUGUGAAAUAGCUCACUGUUAGUUACUCCUUAAUUAGAUCCAAUUAGCCCUAGCAUCUAACAGAAUUUAUUGCAAGAGCAUUUCAUUUUCAGGCACAAUGAUAGCUAUGAAUAUAUUCAACCAAUCAAUUUAAAUGAUAGCAAAAUCAUUAUAUUUCUUGGGAAAAUUUACAUCGAGGCGACUAUAGGUUUAUUCUAAACACUUUCAAAUUAUUUUCUCUUCCUAUCCCCUCCUGUCCUCGUCCUUCAAACACAAUCACAUACAUGUUUGGGCCCACAAUAUUUCCUGUGCCUUGUACUCAUGAACAAAAAUAUAUAUAUAUAUCAAAGUAACGGCUCCAUUUCGGACAGCGGAUAUCGUCCUACGUGAAUUUCCUGUGAAGAGCGAAAGAAGCCAAUAACACUUAAAUUCCAUUUCAAACCCCUCAGCUUUUAUAUCUAAUUAAAUCGGGCACCUGCUGUGAGACGUCAAACCCGAGACAUCCGUUAUAAAAUCGGCACGACAUAUUUAAAUCUCUAAAUUAAGAUUUUGGACAUCAUAGGGACUUGGUGAAGAAUCUGCAGUUUCAGGUUUAAAGCUACGUCAUGGUUCAUUUUAGACUUAAAAAGGCAUAUAAAAGAAAAUCCCUUAAUGCUGGUGAGUGAUUUAUUUAUAUUACUGGCUCAUUAAAAAAAAAAAAAAGAUAGAUGAUUAUUUCUUGGCAGGAAGUAUCGUGUUUGCCGAGUUAAGGGACAGGCAAAGAAAACAACAGCUGUUUUUGGGCUUCGGAGUCGGUUUUCGAUAAAUUCUACAGUGUGUAAUUCGGUGUAGUGUGUUUGGUUAGACGAGCUUUGUACGUCACGGGUACAUCGGAGUGGAGAUUUGACAGAUUGAACAAAUCCUCGAGACAAGCAGAUAAACCUCCUUAGUGUAGUGAACAGGAAGCACAAAGAUGUGUGUGCACGUGAUGUUGAAUUUUCUCCUCGAUGGCCAGAGUCUAUGCAUUUUCACUGACACUCAAACCAGGAGGCUGUGCUUGGCUUGAGCGUUCGUCACCUUGUUUAUUCUACAUGUGCUUGAGUAAUUGGACUUCUCCCCCCCCUGUGUAUUUAAGCUUAAAUCUUUUUUUUAUAUCGGUUCUGCUUUUAAGGGCGUUUUCACACUUGGCCUGAGCAUGGGGCCAGUUUUGGGUCUACACAAAUUCCCAGAAUUCCUUUCGGAAUUGUGGAUCGUUGGCCCAGUUCCAUGCAUCAGGCAGGUUUGGUAGACAAAAUGGUAGAAACUAGGUACAUCUAGUUGCUGUUUUGUUGUUAGUAUCUACACAUAAUCUGCAGAGAAUAGCGUUGUUUGGCUGCAUUGUCCAAAUAAGGAGCCAUUUCUAUAAUGACCAUAAAAACCCACUUCCAGGCCAUCGCCAACCUUGAAACAGGAAGUAACGUGGCAAGUUAAACCAGGCUACUUAGCAUAGUGUGCACAGUGGAGAGCGGUUAACUUCCACGCUCGAUGUGGGCCGCGCUAUAGUUUGGUGGAAGCGAAGGCUACCAUUUUCAACACAUCUUAAAGACAGCAUUCACACUCCACCAAGUGUGAAAACAACCUAACAGAAUAUCAGGCCACACCUUAUUUUUAUUAUUGUACACAGACAGAAAUUUUCUUUUCUGUGGCUUAGUUUUUGCGUUCUGUACAUAGCAGAAAGCUAUAUGUGCCGUAGUUUCCUUCAAGUCAUCCUCAUACGCUUCUGAACUCUGCACUCCUCUUUUUUAAAGCAUUGUCUUUUGAUCCACAGAACGAAACAAACGAGUCCAUUUUCUGAUGUCCUAUCCAGACAUUUCAGCUCCAUGUAGCCAUGUAUAUUGAUUUUGUGUGCUUGUUAUUUAUGUAGAUAAAUCAUGCUUGACAUUUUACCAGCUAAAUAAAGCCUAUAACUUUAA